UGUGUGUGUCAUCUAUUUUUGAUGAAGCCCUUAUGGCCGAAAGCUGUUUUAAAGAGUCUUCAGCCAAUAUAUUUUGAUAAUGGCGCUUACAAUCACUCUUAUGAGCCAGAGUAUUUCAAAAAAUGGACUGAUUUUUCGUUUCUUGAAGGAAGGGCGAAUCUCUCAAAAUACAGCUUAUCUCAAAACUUAGAAGAAGUGAAGACAGCUCUACCACUUGACCUCUCUGAAAUUUCAAAACAUGAUGCUCCUUGUGUAGAAUGGUAUGCACUGAAAAGAUGCUGGCUAAAGAAACCUGGAGUUACCACAAUUUUUAAUACUUUAACAAGGAUGUUAGAGGCACGUUAAUGAAUUGAAGAACAUGUUCUGUACAGGAAAAUGCAGAGUCUGUGGCUUGGUUUAUUGAAAUACAGUCAGACACCCAAGAUCAGAGAAAUUUUAGAGUGUGAUAUGGGAAACCACCAUCCUCUCAGCCAUCCAUAAGAAAAUGCCACAGGAUCUUGAUGGAAACUGGGAGUGUGGACAUGAAGCACCUUGAAGGCAGACCAGUGAAAAGUGAUGAAGAUAUGGAGAGAAUUCAACAGGUCUUCCAGCAUUCACCACAGAAGUCCGUUUGUAAGGUAUAAAAAGAACUGCAAAUCCUUCAUCCAACAGUGCCCCAAGUACUCCAAAAGCAUCUUCAUCUGUUUCUCUGAACUUGAAUGUCUGACUUAAUUUCAAUCAACCAAGCCACACACUGCACCUUUUCCAUUUUUCAGUUCAUUUAUGUUGCUCUGGUCACUGUGCAGCAACAAAGAAAAAAAAUUUUUUUCAGUUAUGUUGUUCUAGUCACCUGAAAAGACAAAACAUCUGUU
This is a messenger RNA of Schistocerca serialis cubense, 851 nucleotides long. RefSeq lists its product as uncharacterized. The transcript is spliced from 4 exons. NCBI's taxonomy places the organism in Eukaryota, Metazoa, Arthropoda, Insecta, Orthoptera, Acrididae. The record is from RefSeq and is a predicted model, not a curated record. Bases 22 to 345 code for a protein of 107 amino acids.